Molecule: messenger RNA, 2998 nt
Organism: Arvicanthis niloticus (Nile rat)
Lineage: Eukaryota; Metazoa; Chordata; Mammalia; Rodentia; Muridae
Source: RefSeq, a predicted model, not a curated record
GCAUGCGCGGCAGAGACAAAGUGCUGGCGCCCCGGGAGUCAUGGCUGCAAAGAGCUUCUUCGCUUCGCAUCUCCGGGACUCGCGACGGUUUCUGAAAGGCUUCUUGGCCGGGGCUGUAGUGGGCGCCGCGGGAGCGGGGCUGACGGUGCUGCAGUUCCUCCAGCGUCGGGACGCGGGAUCCGCAAGGCCGGCGAGGCAGCCGCAUGAAUCUGCAGAAAAAGUCGUCUUGGAACAGUUUGGAUUUCCUUUAACUGGAACAGAGACUAGGCGUUACACUAACCAUGCCUUAUCUUACGAUCAGGCAAAACGUGUGCCCAGAUGGGUCCUGGAACACAUAUCCAAGGACAAGAUCGUCGGUGACGCGGACAGAAAGCAUUGUAAAUUCAAGCCAGAUCCUACUGUCCCUUCAGCCUUCAGCGCCCUCAAUGAAGACUAUAUUGGAAGUGGCUGGUCACGAGGCCACAUGGCCCCGGCAGGAAAUAACAAGUUUUCCAGUGAAGCCAUGGCAGAAACCUUUUACCUUUCUAAUAUCGUGCCUCAGAAUUUUGAUAAUAAUUCCGGCUAUUGGAAUAGAAUAGAAAUGUAUUGUCGUGAGCUGACGGAGAGAUUUGAAGAUGUUUGGAUAGUAUCAGGACCUUUGACCUUGCCUCAUGCUAGAAAUGACGGAACGAAAAGAGUUAGUUACCAGGUGAUCGGUGAGGACAACGUGGCGGUCCCCUCACACCUUUACAAGGUGAUCCUGGCUCGAAGAAGCCCAGAAUCUACGGAGCCGCUGGCGCUGGGGGCCUUUGUGGUGCCAAAUAAAGCCAUUGGGUUCCAGUCCCAGUUAACUGAGUUCCAGGUGAGCCUCCAUGACCUGGAGAAGAUGUCAGGUCUGGUGUUUUUCCCCCGUCUGGAUAGAACCAGGGACAUCCGGAAUAUUUGCUCUGUGGACACCUGCAAGCUCCUGGGUUUCCAGGAAUUCACCCUGUACUUGAGCACAAGGAAGAUUGACGGAGCCCGGUCUGUGGCCAGACUGGAGAAGGUUCUGGAAGCUUUGAAGAGCUCCGGGGUGGAACCUGACGAUUACUUCCUGAGCCGCUAUGGGAAAAAGCUGGAGGAGCUGAAGGCUAAGGAGCAGAAGGACACUCAUCUGGAAAAUCAGUCCUAGUGUCUGUCUAGGUGUGCGCUGAGCAUCUGUAACCAACAGGCGUGCCCUCUCAAGGCAGAUGUAUUUUAGCAGAUUUAUUUUCAAGAAAUGAUGGAAUUCUGACCAAAAUCUCUCCCUCCAAAGACUCACUGGCUCAAAACUCAGUGUUGUUUUCCUUCGCUAGGAUCUGAGUUGGCUGAGAUGGUUUUAAAACUCCUCUCUUGUCCUAUACAAACACACUAAGAUUUAUGUGCUCAUGACCCUGUCUGUAUCAAAGCAUCUGAUGACUACUCUUCCUCUGUGCAAACCCCGCUGUUCCCAUCUCACCUGUGGGGAAGAUGAGGCUCAGAGAACUUUGUAUCUUCCCCACUGGUGUUCUACAGAAGUCAUCCAGGGUGCCUCAGAGUCAAGACAAAGUUAGAUGGGGAUUUGACUCAAGUCCGUACCUCCGUCCACGGCUAUUUCUGGUGCUAAGGCCCUCCUGGUGAGAAGAGUCUGUCUCCUAAGAAGAGUGAGCACUUCAUUUCUGUGGAAGAAACAGCAGGUCUUUGUAAGAUGGCUACUUUGUGGGUUUAACCAGAACCUGUGGUUCCCUCCAGGGGUCAUAUAGUGCCAGAUAAGUGUGUUUCUUGGCAUCAUUGGGGUCUUUCUAAAGGAACCCAAGAAAGUGUGUGCUGAGAGUCACCGGGUACCUCUGGUCCUGCUAUCUGCUGGGCCAGCAUACCACAGGUAGGUAUAGCCAGGGUCCAAGGUCUAAGCCAGCUCAUUCCCAAGGGAAAGAGCAACUGCUUUCUGUGCUGACCUCCAGACUGGUUUAUGCAGAUCUUGAACUGUCCUGAGUACUCACAGCCUAGUAGCUUCCAGGCAGAAGGACUUGUCUGAAUCUGCCACUCUGCCUCUGUCUUCCAACCAGUACAAGGGUGAUCUUUGUGGCAUUGUGUUUGCCUCUGAUAGAAAUACCAUGGCUUCACCAUAAAGACGAGAAGGCAGUGGCCAACCGUUUUGCUCCUUCAUUUGGAUAAAAAGAAGCAGUCGGGUGUAGGACGCAGUGGCUGAUUAACACCAUUCUGCCUUCCCUUCCUGUUCCCAGUUAACUUGUGCCAGUCUUUCUAAGGACAGGAAGCCAAAAUGUCACUGUGACCAAAAAAAUCUGUUACUUUCUCUCCUCAGAAAAGAGGUGAUGGUGGGGCCUGAGUGUUUCUCCAGGAGCCCUGGGAAGGAGGCUGGGACUCCUCCUGGCUGUGUCCCAGGUUCCCACCAUGUAUCCAUGCAGCCAGGCUCCCUCUCCUAUGGCCAUGCUCCCCACUGCUAUGCUGACCUGACUUGCUGGUGGCCUCGGACUUGCUUCCCAUGGUUUCCCCACUCAGGAAGAAUCUUGUCUGUAUCAGUAAGUUUCUGUAACUUGGGAUUUUAUUUCCUGUGAAAGAUGCUACCUGGUCACUGUGAGACAGAAAUAAGAACAAAACAAAAAGACAGUAUGCCUGACUGCGUUUUUUAUUUUUUAUUUUUUGAAUCUGUAUUUCUGUAAGUGUUUUGCCCCUUUGCAUCUGUAUAUACAGAUGAGUGCCUGCUGCCCACAAAGGUUGGAAGAACUCAUUGGAUACCCUGGAAACAGAAUCACAGAUGGUGCGUGAAUGCUGGGUCCUCUGCAAACGAGUCGGGGUCUUCUGCAAGAGCAGCCAUUUUUAUGUGUGAAAUGUCUAUUGAUAGACAACACUGAUGCUUGAAUUGUCCUGUGAACAUUUUCAUUAAGAAACAAACACUUAGAAUUUCCUCUGGAUCGGGUCAGUGUGGCUGUCCAUUUUUCUGGAUUCUGAUGCAGCAGAUUCCUCACUUGGGUAUCAAAUAAAUCAGAGACAACGUUGUAAC